AUGGCGAAGAAGAUCAGCAAGCCUGUCAAGCCUGUCAAGCCUGUCUCAAAGCCGAGGAUUGACUCCAGGCGAGAAUACAGGACGGUUGAUAACGAGCAAGAAUCUGAGGGCUCUAGACGUAGCAAGCUGAUUCAGGAGAGAGACGAAGAGCUCUGGCUCAACAAAAGGUUUACAUCGAAGGGUAAUGUCGUAGGCUGGUACCUCGCACCGGCAGCCCAAGAGCCUUUCUGGAGAAGUCGCAAGAUCCGGGCAAAAGGAUCUACCGUCAAGCCGACUGUCACCAACAAGCAGCGACAGAUCUACGAAGAAGUGAAAUUGGCUCGCAUCAGGAAUGACCCCUACAUCACACAGGGGCAGAUGGCUUCUUGCGUGCAACUCUUCGAGAAACCUGGUCCAACCCCUCAAGAGCUAUUUGAAGCAGCCAAAAGGAGGGAGCAGGCUUCCGCUGAGCUAGCGAAAAUCCUCGAUACGUUGAAGCAAGUGCCUGCUCAGCAAAGUGAACAUGCGAAUGAAGAAGAAUCUGCUGCUCCCAAGGACGACGAUGCUGCGGCGAAGAAGUAUGCGGCGGCUCAGGUGAUUAGGAAGGAAAUGCGGGAGGAAGGAAAACAUGGCGGCUCGCUUUGGCAACCGGCUGGGCAAGAUCAAUAUUACAUGUAG
Messenger RNA from Zasmidium cellare ATCC 36951, 657 nucleotides. RefSeq lists its product as uncharacterized. The record is from RefSeq and is a predicted model, not a curated record. The coding region runs from base 1 to 657 and encodes 218 amino acids. The transcript is spliced from 3 exons. Lineage: Eukaryota; Fungi; Ascomycota; Dothideomycetes; Mycosphaerellales; Mycosphaerellaceae.